Molecule: messenger RNA, 3217 nt
Organism: Penaeus vannamei (Pacific white shrimp)
Lineage: Eukaryota; Metazoa; Arthropoda; Malacostraca; Decapoda; Penaeidae
Source: RefSeq, a predicted model, not a curated record
AUGAGAACAUCGUCCUGUUCAUGGGCGCGUGCAUGGCGCCGCCGCACCUGGCCAUCGCGGGCGUGCGGCGGGGGAUGUCCCUGCACCAACACCUCCUCCAGGGCUCCAGGGUCACAUCGCGACAGUCACCCACAUGCGGCCAUUAGCUGUCGCGGCCGGGGUCGUCGAGCCGCGAGGAGAGCACGGGCGAGGAGAGCGGCUUCGAGGAGGAGGAGCCCGUGGAGUGCGCGUGCCGCCCCGGUGCUGGAGGAGCGCCGCGACUCGGGCGCCUCCACCACGCAGGUCACGGGCGGCCACGACCCGCUGGCGGAGUGGGCCAUCCAGUGGGACCAGCUGCGCUUCGGCCACGUGCUGCGCCGCGGCUCCACCACCAACAUCUACAGGGGCCGCUGGCACGGCGACGUCAUGAUCCACACCUUCGACGGCUCCGACGCCAGCACCGAGCGCCGCUUCUGGGCGCUGGUGUCCAGCCUGUCCAUGAUCCGCCAUGAGAACAUCGUCCUGUUCAUGGGCGCGUGCAUGGCGCCGCCGCACCUGGCCAUCGUGACGGGCGUGCGGCGGGGGAUGUCCCUGCACCAACACACCUCCUCCAGGGGCUCCAUCCCCUACCCCUCCAGGGUCAACAUCGCCCGACAGGUCGCGCAGGCCAUGUCGUACCUGCACUCUCGCGGCAUCAUCCACGGUCGCCUCAACUCUCGCAACGUUUUCCUCGAAGCCAAGAUCAAGCUGAGCCUCCUGGACCACAGCAUGGCGGAGUCGUCGCCGGCGGGAGAGGACACGGGGUGCCUCGCGCAGGGGCUCCUCACCUACCUGCCUCCCGAGAUGAUGCGGACCGUGGUCGUGGCUCCGCCCCAGGUCACCGUCAGCGCCCCGCCCACCCAGCAGUCGGACGUAUACAUGUACGGGACGCUCCUGUACGAGCUGUUCGCCGAGGCCACGCCCUUCGCCUCACAGCACCCCCACGCGGUCAUCCUGCAGGUGGGCAAGGGAAGGCAGCCUCCCACGGGGGAACUGCAGUGCACUCAGAACCUGAAGACCCUCAUCGGCGAGUGCUGGGACUCGGAGCCGGCGCAGCGCCCCAUCUUCCCGGACAUCCUGCGCACCCUCCAGCAGACGCUGUCCCUGCACCGCGCCCACUCCACGUCCGAGCCCGAGAGACUGAACCGCAUAGGACUCUCCGGCAGGAUCUCUUGCUGACAGGAGUUCGGGCGGCCUCCUCCUCCGGGAAGGUCGCUCACGGAGGAGACGAUCGCGGACUCCCUGGCCGGCGAACACUUCCUGAAGCUUCCCUGAGGCGAAGGAGGGAGGAAGGAAGGAGAUGGCAAGGAGGAAGGAGCGGGAGAAGGAGGAGAGGGGAGGAAGAUGUAAACGAGAAGGAGGAGGAGAAGGAAGGAACGGGAACACGAGAGAGAGAAGGAUGGAAGGAAGGAAGUGUUCGCCUCCGGGCAUGUGUGCGCCAGAGUCCCGCGUGGCCGCCCGACACGACACGCCCACGCCCAUCGCCCGCCCGUGCUCACUGGCUGGGUUUCCUCGCUGACGCCCGCGUGUAAAAAGCAAAACAAAAGAACAUCGAGACUCAUAACGAGGUCGAUAUACUGAGGUCAAAAACGAAUGUGGGCCAAAAAAAAAGACAAAAAAAAAGACAGAGAGAAAGACAGAUGAAAAAAAUAUGUCUACAUGUGUUGUAUGUGUCAACCAAGCGUAAAAUUGAGACAGAUCAAGUGCUUUUUUCUGUCUUGAUUGUGUCUGACACUAUUACCAAAUCUCUCGUAACCAAAAAUCUUUUUUUUUUAAGAUGUGUACUGCUCUUUUUCUGUUAUGAAGAAAAACAAGGGAUGAAAUGAAAUAAUGUAGUGUAAGAUAAAGAUAUAUUAUCUCACAACCGAGCCAGAAGUAGAUUACCUCUUUAAAAGUGUUUAUAGGGUUUUGUGAAAGUAAAACAAGUUUUGUAUUAGCGAUCUCUACAUGGCAGGCGGCCGGGAGAGAGAUGCCUAUAGUACUCUUAAGAUGAAUAUCUGUUUACCUCACUCGCUCAAUGUCCUCGAAAGUCAGAAAUAGAAGAGAAAUAAGAAAUACAUUAAAAACUAGCUAGUCUUUAAAAGAUAUAUAUCUUCCACGUACCAAAGUUUAUAGUUCCAGCCCAUCAAGUUUUCCCGCCUUUUUAUCAUUUUUCUCUGAUGGAGAUGUUGCGCAUCUCCUUCUUCAUCUGUCUUCCACCAGCUCAAGGGUGACAUGGGAAAGGCGAUCGAAAGGGCCACUUAAGAGCCACACGGAAGUCCACUUCAUUUUGAUUAAACUAGGACCUACGAAAGGACAUACAUAUAAACUCCUUUAGAAAUCCCAACCAAGGGGAUCCAAUCCCUUGUCCCCGCAACUCUAUAAAGUAAUCGAAAUCCCCGUAGGAGAAUCAUAUCCUCUUUUGUUUUUACCAGAGUAUAAGGUCAUAGCACAGAGCGAAUGGCAAAUGACAAUGGCUCUCAAUGGUGGCUCUUUCGGCUGCCCUUCUCGCAUGUCCCUUAGAACAAUAAGAGUGUAGUUUAAUACUCCCAACAGUCCGAAUUCUGUUCGCUGAUAACGCAAUAGACAAGAGAUUGUUUUUGUCUUAGCCUAGUGUUGCGAUCUCUAAGACUCGGAUAUUUAGUCACAAAGCUCUUGAUGCUGAGUAUUGAUAAUAAUACUGUAUUUUCGGGUUAUUAUCAGUAGAUUUUUUUCUUAGAAAAUCAUGUUAUCUUUUUUCAUCUAAAGUAGAUAUAAAAACAAAUAGGUUACCUAUUAACAUUUAUCGAAAAUGUUUAUGCAUCUCUAUAAACCAAAGAAUAAUGUUUAUUCAUCAUAAUUAUUAUUCAGAGAUAUCGAUUUUUAUACCAGAGUUAGUAAACAAAAUAUUGGUUCUUGUUGUAGCGUAGACCGACGGGGAGGGGGGGGGGGAGGGGGUAGGGAAACGUGCGUAUUUGAAAGUGCUAAAAACUCUUCCACAAUUUCUCUAGUUUCAGCUCAACUAAAAUCUAGUUUCUAAUUCUAUUGAUCUUUUUUUUUUCUUAUCAAUCGUUGGAAUGACAUUUAAUGACAGUAAUUAGGCCUCUGUGUAAUGAUGGAAUGAGUGUUCUGUGCCUCUCAGAACUGCGCAGUUAGACGGGAAUCAGACAAUGUUUGAGGUUAACUACAGAAGCCUUUCUUCACUGUGAAUACAACCAGAGAUGGUGACAUGUUUAAAGUG